CAUUGACAGGAUGAUAUCUAUUUAAGCACAUUCCUACUUUACCCAUGUCGAAUUUAGUUGACUAUAAGGCUUUGCUGUUGGAAGCUGAAGAGAAAAUAAGAAAAGCUGACGAGGAAAGAAAGAAAGCUGACGAGGAAAGAAAGAAAGCUGACAAGGAAAGAAAGAAAGCUGACGAAGAAAGGAAGAAAGCCGAGGAGGAAACGAGGCAGGAGAAACUACUGAGAGAGCAGGCAGAAACACGAAAUCGUCAGACUACCUUCGAAGAGUUCACUCAACACUGUCAUAAUCUUCUUUCGAAGCCUUUGAAAGCCGGAAAUCCCGCUCAGUCUACCACUGGCAAGAUUCCGGCCCCUACCGGCAAGUACUGCCCUCUACGAUUGGAACCUUGGACGGAGUGUGCUGUUAAGCAACAAGAAAUCUACAACCUGGUCUGCCAUUACUUAAAGCCAUUGGGUAAAGAUGCACCACGUCUGUUUGCACCGGUCAUUGAGCUGGAGGGGCUGGGACACCGUUUCGCACGUCGGCCCUUGAGCAGCGAGAAGGACCUUGAGAGCUACGAACGUUUCGCUGUUGAAGAUCACGUCCAUGAUAUCAUCUCAGCACUAUGCAAAAUACCGAGUGCUCGCGAUGAAUUCGGCUUAGGGGAUGGGGUGUGGUUCGACAACCACGCCAAUACUCUUGACGAAAGUCCGCCAGACGAAGCAAAUUCGGAGGAACGUCCUGCGCGUCCCGACCAAUUCUGUAUCCACCGUGUUGAUGGAGAUACCAGGGCCUUGUUAACUACUGUGGAGUAUAAACCGCCGCAUAAACUGUCUAACGAGAACCUUAGGGCGGGACUCCGACCGAUGGACUUUUACCACGAGAUUGUCGAACCAGAAACAGUCCCUACCGACGGACCGGAGAAACUAAGAUAUAACGCCGCUCGCCUUGCCGGCUCAGCGAUCGUUCAGGAAUACCAUCUGAUGAUUCAGGAAGGUCUCGAAUAUUCAUACUUGACUACUGGGCUUGGGAUUGUGCUUCUACGAGUGCCCGACAACUGCUCGACUCUUUACUACUAUUUGUGCGAGCCGAAUCUCGACGUCGAGAAUGGUGCUGAGGGUCCUCGGACAGCCAUCGAAAGGGUGCUUUGUCUCUGCCUAAUGAGCUUCCGUUCGACCUGUCGGGACCAAACCUGGCGGAAUGCUGCGCGGGCGCAGCUACCAACCUGGGAGACCAGCUUCAGCCAUGCACGAUCACAGAUUCCACCGGGCGAGUUGCGGCAGAAGCCUCCAGGAGCCGAUUAUACCAGCCCGGAAUGUACUAGCUCGGAAAUGACGUCGUCUGAAUACCAGCCAUCAUCCCCUUUCGAAUCGCCUGCUUCCCUCGGUCGCCGCCCAUCCACUCGUUCCACUCGCUGUGCCCCUGCCGGUGUCAGUCGUCGAGAGGAUUCUUCGGAGCCUGACGAUGAUUCAACACCUGCUGCGCAACGAAAGCGCGGUUUCAGUCAGAUCGCGUCCUCGCCGCCCGCACCACCGCGCCCCACGCCGACCACCCCAAAGAAUCCCCCUCAACGCCAUGCCGGUCAAUCUCGCUCACACACUCAUGAGUUCUGUACGCAAAAAUGUCUGUUGGGUUUGCAGCGUGGCGAUGUCUUGGACCCACAUUGCCCGAAUGUGAAGCUUCAUCGAGCUGCCCUGGAGACCGACCGUCACCCAAUCCGAGCCGCCGAAUUAGUCUCCUUGGUCAAGCAACAGUUGGACGAGAACCUGGACGAAUACUGUACUCCAUUCGGCCAAUGUGGAUCAUACGGCGCACCGUUCAAAGUCACAUGUGCUGCAUACGGCUACACAGUGGUGGGAAAGGGUACAACUUCACGGCUAUGGCAUGAGGUAUCGCAGGAAGCAGAGGUCUACCGUAUUUUACAGAGCAUCCAAGGCUCUGCAGUACCCGUGUUUUUGGGGCUCAUAAAUUUGGCUAAGAUUUACUUCCUCCACGGCGCAGGUGAGAUUCGCCACAUGCUACUAAUGAGUUGGGGGGGCAAGAGUCUCCGUCACGAGGAAAUCGAUACCAACAUGCAGCGGCAUAUUUUACGAUCGGAAAGGAGUAUUCUAUCAUUGGGUGUCGUGCAUGACGACCUUCGCCCAGAGAAUAUUUUGUGGAACAAAGAACUACAACAAGCAUUGAUUAUCGAUUUCCACCGGUGUCACUUGAAUCAUCAACGGCUACAUUCAAAGCCAACCCCAAGUAGAAAGCGACGCUUGAAGAGAAUGCAUGGAGGCAGGGAUGAGCUAAGAACCAAACGCAUGUGUGUUACUUAGCAGCAUGCGUUAGUCAAGACCCUCUGGAAUCUCCAUUACAGUGAAGCUCUGACGAUGCGAAAGGUUUGGUCGUACAAGGCUCACUUGCCCACCGUGAUUCUGGUCUGAGAGCGCGACGAUCGAGCAAUCCCAACACCACUACUAAAUGGGCAUUUUAGAAUACAGUAACGGGACGGACAAGCAGCAGCUAGCAA
Molecule: messenger RNA, 2491 nt
Organism: Aspergillus uvarum CBS 121591
Lineage: Eukaryota; Fungi; Ascomycota; Eurotiomycetes; Eurotiales; Aspergillaceae
Exons: 1
Coding region: 45-2297 (750 amino acids)
Source: RefSeq, a predicted model, not a curated record